Mytilus trossulus (common blue mussel) is the source of this 3028-nucleotide messenger RNA. Its product is annotated as baculoviral IAP repeat-containing protein 3-like. Gene Ontology annotation, molecular function: ubiquitin protein ligase activity; cysteine-type endopeptidase inhibitor activity involved in apoptotic process. Bases 167 to 2518 code for a protein of 783 amino acids. The record is from RefSeq and is a predicted model, not a curated record. Gene Ontology annotation, biological process: negative regulation of apoptotic process; regulation of cell cycle; positive regulation of protein ubiquitination. Gene Ontology annotation, cellular component: cytoplasm; nucleus. NCBI's taxonomy places the organism in Eukaryota, Metazoa, Mollusca, Bivalvia, Mytilida, Mytilidae. The transcript has 6 exons.
ACAUCGAUAUUUAUAAUUAGAAUAUAUGAUGUGAAUUUUAAUAAUUAAAUGCGUAAUACAUUCAUCAUUACAAUAAUAUACAAGCAACUGGAUCGUUUGUUCUUUGGACAUAAUAAAGGGCUAAAAAGUAGCGGGGAUCAGUAAAGGAAGAUUCCAUCAAGUUAACAUGGAGACCCAAAGCAGACAUCGCACCCACAGACAUUGUUACAGUGAUACUGCUGUGUUGUGUUUAUCAAAGAGAACCAGGCAGAUAUGUACACGAUCAAAUAGUGAUAGUGGACAAUUAGAAACAUAUUCUAAUGACCUUUAUUUUGACAGAAAAGUUCAAACAUUUAAGCAAGGUCAAAUGACGAAAAAGACAGAACAAAAAGCAAGAUGUUGCAGGUUAUUCCAAGUGUAUAGCUGUUGUCUUGAAGUACAGAAAUAUUUUCGUAAGAAGUUGAAGCUUAUUCUUGCAUUACUGUACUUAUGUCUCAUAGUCGGGCAGAAUGUUUACAAUGUGAAAUUCAAAAAGGAUCAGAAACAUUUUGAACAAAACAAAAUUUGUGAAAACUUUGUUUUAGCUGAUCUGUUGAAGGAAAAUAAUCAUUUUGAACAAGACAAGAUUGGUGAAACCUUUGUGUUAUCUGAUUUGUUGAGGGGAAAGAAACAUUUUGAACAAGACAAGAUUGGUGACACCUUUGUGUUGGGUGAUCCGUUGAGGGAAAAGAAACAUUUUGAACAAGACAAGAUUGGUGACACCUUUUUGUUGGGUGAUCCGUUGAGGGAAAAGAAACAUUUUGAACAAGACAAGAUUGGUGACACCUUUUUGUUGGGUGAUAUGUUGAGGUUCCAUUCGUUUUUAUUGUCUGUGGAGAUUGUGAUGCCUUCUAAUAUGGACAAGUACUUUAAUAACAUGGCAAACGGCCAAAGUCAAAGAGCUAAUGAAUCGAUGUCAGUUGAAAUGAUACGAAUAUAUUCACUACGUAAUUUUCCGCGAAACAUAAACAUAAGCAUGAUUCGUCUUGCACGAGCUGGAUUUUAUUCCACCGGAAAUUCCACUGAAACUAGAUGUUUUCGAUGUGGAGUAACUUACCGCAACUGGAUUUCUGGAGAUGAUCCUAUGCAUAUUCACAGACAUCUCUCGCCUACCUGUGACCUCGUUUUAAAUGGUGAUGGACGGGACAAUGUUAGAGAGGAAUUGCAAAAUACUAGAAGACAGGAUAUAUCAAUAGGGAAUGUAUCAUUGCGUUCAAAUGAAAACAUUGGUUCGUUAAAUAAUGUAACCAGCAGACAGCAUCAUCAUGAUGUUAGUCAUAUUAAUCCGUCUGCUAGAAAUUUUAGCCACCAUAAUACUGUGAGAGAUAAACCCACUGAAAUUUCAAUUCAAACGAUACAAAGCCAUGAUAGCAACACUAAAACUAACGGUUAUAAAACUCCCACCAAUAACUGUAAAAUCAAUUCACAGAAUAUUGCUUUAAGUAAUAAUUCGCCAGCGUCUGAUUAUGAAAGGAAUUGCAGUAAUAAUCCGGAAGGUAUCGAUAGUCAAAAUCAAAUUCCAAGAUACGUAAACUAUUCUCCUCUUCAAAUACGAAUAAGUUCAUUUGAAGGAUGGCCAGGAUAUUUGAACCAAACACCGCGUGCGAUGGCGUUAGCUGGAUUCCUGUUUGCUGGGUACCAUGAUUACACAAGAUGUUUCCACUGUGGUGGAGGACUGAGAAACUGGGAAGCAGGUGAUGACCCAUGGGUUGAGCAUGCACGUUGGUUCCCGCAAUGUGGGUUCCUACAAAUAAACAAGGGAGAGAACUUCAUACAAGCUGUAUUGAAAAAGCAUGACAUGGAACAAAGAGCUAAAGGAAACAGCACCUUCAGUCCUAAAGUAGAUAGAACUGUAACAACUAAUAAGAAUGCAACCACGUCUUCUGCCUCUGUGUCCGGAUUUGACCAGAGUAUUAUGUGCACGCCUAGUCUCCAUGUACCAGAACAAGCAAAAUUCAUAAAUACCUCAUCGGGCAUAGAAACACUUACUAAUAAUGAUAGAACCACUUCUGCUUCUAGGGUGAUUAAUACUAAUUCUGAUUCUACAACAAAUAUAGAACAUACAGAGAGGAUAUUACAAACUAUUGCAGCUAGAACUGUUUUAGAGAUGGGAUUUACCAGCCAUCAAGUAGUCGAUGCUGUACGUGAAAUUCAGAGAUUGAACUCAGGUGACGGAGGUACACAUAUUUCAGCAACAGAUAUAAUGAAUGUUCUCCUAAGAGAGGACAACCACCAAACAACAGAAGUUUUGAAUGUUACGGAAACUAGCGCAGCGGAAGGAAUGGCUGGCGCUUCUUUUGAUGACACUGAUUUGAUUUUAGAAGAAAACAGACAGCUUCAAGAACAAAGACAGUGUAAAGUGUGUAGAGAGUUUGACUCUACUGUCGCUUUCUUACCAUGCGGACAUAUCGUAUGUUGUACAGACUGUGCUCCGGCAAUGCGUAAAUGUCCCGUAUGUAAAACGUAUGUUAAAGGUACUGUGAAGACAUUCCUUGCAUGAGGUGAAUUAAAGGAUUUUGACGAGUAAACUGAUCGUUGAUUUGAAAACGCACUGAAUAUCUCGUCGAUGUAUUUGCACAAUAAACUAGAACAGACAUUUACAUUCGUUUAAACGUAAACGUACAGAUUGUCCAUCUACUCCAUCCUUUCAUCUAUUGCAUGAAGUAUUCAACGAUGAAAUUAACAAGCAGAAGGAAAUAGUCAUGAUCAGAUUGUUGUGACUGUGAACAAUUCUUUUAAUAAAAAUAUUAACUCAGACAACAUCGCAGUUAUCUUACCUAGUUGAUGGAAAAACUUUUGUUGUUUUCACAGCGACUAAAGAUAGAUAUUAAAAACUCAUAGUCAUUCUACUUCAACCGUCACAAUGACUGUUCUGGUUAUACUUAACUAGAUUUUUCUUGCUUUAUUUAAUCAAUGAAAGUUUUUUUUGGUAAACCCUAAUUGAAAUGUUUUACUUUGUUAAAGAGAUUUUUAAAAGAUGUAAAUAUUUGAAUUAAAGCGAUUUAAACGA